This is a messenger RNA of Uranotaenia lowii, 2201 nucleotides long. RefSeq names its product cryptochrome-2 (gene phr6-4). The transcript is spliced from 2 exons. The record is from RefSeq and is a predicted model, not a curated record. Gene Ontology annotation, biological process: circadian regulation of gene expression; entrainment of circadian clock by photoperiod. Gene Ontology annotation, molecular function: DNA binding; FAD binding. The coding region runs from base 73 to 1743 and encodes 556 amino acids. Lineage: Eukaryota; Metazoa; Arthropoda; Insecta; Diptera; Culicidae. Gene Ontology annotation, cellular component: cytoplasm; nucleus.
CGUGCUUUUCAUUUUCAAAAGUUUACCAACAAAACGCACUAUAUUUCACAACGUUGCACAAAUUGGCAAAAAAUGUCCAGUGGUUCCUCGAAACAGACCGUUAUUCACUGGUUCCGGAAGGGCCUGCGGGUUCACGAUAACCCGGCCCUGGUUGCUGCCAUCGAUUAUGCCGCAACGGGUGGUUGCAAACCGAUGGCACUGAGGCCAAUUUUUGUGCUCGAUCCGGCACUGCACGAGUGGCUUCGAAUCGGCCCCAACCGGUGGCGAUUUCUGCAGCAAACCCUAGCCGAUCUGGAUGCGAACCUCAGGAAGAUUAAUAGCAGGUUGUAUGUAGUACGUGGCAAUGCCAUGGAAGUAUUUCCGGAUUUGUUCAAAAAAUGGAACGUUUGUUAUAUGACUUAUGAACAUGAUAUUGAACCGUACUCCUUGAAACGUGACGCUGUUGUUCAGAAGCAUGCCGAACAAGCCAAGGUGAAACUCCUGAUUGAGAAAUCUCACACAAUUUACGAUCCGGAAGUAAUAUUGAAGAAAAAUAACGGGAAAGUACCACUCACGUAUCAAAAAUACGGUAGCCUAGCGUCGACCUGUAAAAUUCCGGAACCUGUUCCGGUGCCAAAUCCCAUUCCUGACAGUUGUACACCCAAGCAAGAUCAGGAAGAACGAAAAGACGCCCAUUGUUACGAUCCUCCUACUUUGGACCAGUUACAGGUUGACGAAAAGAAUUUGGGCGAAUGCAAAUUUCCUGGGGGAGAAACGGAAGGUUUGAGGCGUUUACAAGAAUAUAUGAAGAAAAAAUCAUGGGUUUGUGCCUUCGAGAAACCUAACACGUCCCCAAAUUCUUUGGAACCAAGCACAACAGUCUUAAGCCCGUACGUGAAAUUUGGAUGCUUAAGUUCAAGACUAUUUAUGGUGGAGCUUCAGAAAGUCUUAAAAGGUCAAAAGCAUUCGCAGCCACCCGUGUCCUUGGUUGGACAGCUAAUGUGGCGCGAAUUCUAUUAUUGCGCGGCAGCCGGUGAACCGAAUAUAGACAAAAUGGUUGGUAAUAGCAUUUGUCUACAAGUUCCCUGGACAACCAACAAAGAGCACCUGGAAGCUUGGACUUAUGGAAAAACUGGGUACCCGUUCAUCGAUGCAAUCAUGAGACAGCUGAGGCAAGAAGGAUGGAUUCAUCAUCUUGCCCGUCACGCAGUUGCUUGUUUCCUAACCAGGGGCGACUUGUGGAUUUCCUGGGAAGAAGGACAACGGGUAUUCGAGGAACUACUGUUAGAUGCAGAUUGGGCCCUGAAUGCCGGCAACUGGCUCUGGCUGUCAGCUUCGGCAUUUUUCCAUCAGUAUUUUCGGGUGUACAGUCCAGUUGCCUUUGGGAAAAAGACAGACCCGGAGGGAAAAUACAUUAAAAAGUAUGUCCCCGAACUGGCCAAGUAUCCCUCCGGUAUCAUUUACGAACCGUGGAAGGCUAGCUUGGAAACGCAACGAAAAUUAGGUUGCAUCAUCGGUAAAGAUUACCCUAACCGGAUCGUCAUCCAUGAGGAUAUUUCCAAAAAAAACAUCGCCAAGAUGACGGAAGCUUACCGGAAAAAUAAGGCCGCCAAGGAGGCUGCUGGAAAGGAGUUUGAAGAUGGGGAAACUCCGAAGGAAGUGGUUGGCAAACGUAAAGCUAGUAUCAGCUCACCGGCUUCGAAGCCGGCAGCCAAGAAGACCAAGUUGCAGGCCACGUUGAGUAAAUAUCUGAAGAGGCAAUAAUUUGUUUCUUGUUCUACGUUAUUUAUUUAAUACUCAUUUUUUAAAUCAAAACUGCCAGUAUGUUUUUCUUUGUUUUUGUCUAACUGUUUCUUUAAAUUUCGAAUAUUUAUCUUAAAUUUCGAAGUAUUAUCUAUACAUGUUUGUUGGUUUAGUUCAACCUCGAACAAGAAUUUAUCGAAUAAUAUCUUGAAGCUGUACAGCUGCUAAUCGAAAAAUUUUGUCAACAACUGUAAGAUCUGAAUAUUACCUUGGUUACUUACCGCGUUCGUAAAUUAAUUUUUUGGGUGAUGUCUGGUAGAUAAGUCGAUCGAUUUCUUUGGUAGGUAGAUGUCAAACCACCUUCCAAAGUUUUUGCAUACAGCUUGUUUAUAAUUUACGAACGCCAGCAUCGACAAACAAAAUCAAUUUACGAACGCGCCGUUAUAAGUUUAAGCUGAAAAUAAACAUAUUUAAAAAUA